Symphalangus syndactylus (siamang) is the source of this 9301-nucleotide messenger RNA. RefSeq lists its product as uncharacterized. NCBI's taxonomy places the organism in Eukaryota, Metazoa, Chordata, Mammalia, Primates, Hylobatidae. The record is from RefSeq and is a predicted model, not a curated record.
AUACGACGACUACACUGUGAGCAAGAGGGCCCUGCAGUGUCCUUAGCUGCCAGCAGGUGGCACACGGGCACCACAACAUGAGCAAGAGGACCCUGCAGUGCCCUGGUUGCCAGCACGGGGCGUGCUGCCACUACACUGGGAGCAAGAGGAUCUUGUAGUGUCCGCAGGUGCCAGAAGAGGGCUUGCCCGCACUACACUAAAAGCAAGAGGGCCCAGCAGUGUCCCCAGCUGCCAGCAGGGGAGUCAGCCGCCACUACACUUGGAGCAGGAGGGCCCAGCAGUGUCCACAGCUGCCAGCACGCGAGCAUGCUGCCACUACACUGUGAGCAAGAGGGCCCUGCAACGUCCCUAGCUGCCAGCAGGCGGCGUGCUGCCACUAUACUGUGAGCAAGAGGGCCCUGCGUGUCCCCGCGCCAGCAGGGGGCGCUGGCCACCAGUGUAAGCAAGAGGGCGCUGCAGUUGCCCUAGGCGCCAGCAGGAGGCGCAGUGGCACAGCACCGUGAGCAAGCAGGUCCUGUAGUGGCCAGCUUUUCAGAUUACUGAGGUUCCACCCGUCUCUGCGCCGCACCCCCGGCGACGUGCGUCUCUCUGCCUGCACCGCGUCCACCCGCGCCCCCCAGCCCGGCGGCGUGUGAAUGUGCACCUGUGUGCCUGCAACGCUCCCCCCAACCCCCGGCCCAGCGGCGUGCAUGUCUGCGCCUGCGCCGCACCCACCCUACCGGCGACGCGCCGCUGUGCAUCUCUGCCCUGCGCCGCGCCUCCCCACGGGGGCCGGGCUGCCGCGCAUCUCUGCACCUGCGCCGCGGAGCGAGGGCGCGCGGCCCCUCUCUGCGCCGGCGCGGGCCCGCCGCGCCUCUCUGCGCCUGCGCCGCGGAGCGACGGCCCGCCGCUCUUCUCUGCGCCUGCGCGGGCGCGGUGCCUUUGCGAGGACGGAGCUGCGUUCGCCGCAGCACAGACCCAGAGGGCAUCGCGAGGGCGGAGCUGCAUUCUCCUCUGCACAGACUCCGGGGUACUGCGAAGGCGGAGCAGUGUUCUUCUCAGCACAGACCUGGGCGUGCGGGCCAGGGGCACCGCGAGGGCGGAGCUGCGUUCUGCUCAGCACAGACCUGGGGGACACCGCAAAGGCGGAGCACCAUUCUCCUCAGCACAGACGUUGGGGGCGCUACCUCGCUUUGGGACAACUCGGGGCAGCAUCGACGUAUUAUUGGGAGUCAUAUCAUCCUGUGGCCCUGAGGAGAGAAGGCAUUUCUCUUUCUGUCUACUGUCUCUGAAGAGGAGGAGGAAGUAAAAGUUGAAAACCAAGAAGUUUGAAGUCAGUGGCAAGACCAGCCACUGCCACUGAUGAGGCAGCCUGAGGUGAAAAGAUGAACCCCCCCUCCCCUACUCUAAGCACAUGUGCUCUGAAUCCAUCGGGAGCCUUUCAGGUGGAAACUCUUAGAGUUGUAAGCCCUGAGAAAACGCCUAGGAAGUCUGUCUUCCUUCGGGGCGCUCGGCUCUUAAGACGCGAGUCUUCUGACGCCCCUGGCCGAUUAAAAGCAACCUCUUCCUUCUUGAAUCCGGCGUCUGAGGGGUUUGUGUCCGCGACGAGUCCUGCUCCAGUUUUUGGUUCACAUGACCAGGAAUCGAACCUGGGCCGCGGCGGUGAGAGCGCCGACUCCUAACCACCAGACCACCUGGGAACUUCAAACUUCAUGGGAAAUAGAUUGCCCAACAUUAGAAGUGGGUUGGCCGUCACAAGUAAGCCUGGACAGGUCCCUUGUUUCUCAAGUGUGGCACAAGGUAACUGGGAAAGGAUACCUAGACCGCUUCCCAUACAUAGACACUUGGUGACAGCUGGUGCUAGACCCCCCACAGUGGCUAAGAGGGCAGGCAGCAGCAAUACUAGUAGCCAAGGGACAGACAGCUAAGGAAGGAUCCCGCUCCACCUGCCCAGGGAAAUCAACUCCUCAAGUUCUGUUUGACCCAAUGUCAGAAGAUCCAUUGCAGGAGAUGGCACCAGUGAUCCCAGUGGUGCCCUCCCCUUACCAGGGAAAGAGGCUCCCCACUCUUGAGCCCUCAGUGCUUGUGCCUCCGCAAGACAAGCAUAUCCCUAGGCCACCCAGAGGAGACAAGAGAGGAGGUGAUGCCUCGGGAGAAACCCCUCCCUUGGCAGCUCGUUGAUGACCCAAAACGGGGAUACAGAUGCCCCUGACAGCAGCGGUAUACUGGGAUAGAUGAGGAUGGUCACGUGGUGGAGAGGCGUGUUUUUCUCUACCAGCCCUUCACCUGUGCCGACCUUCUCAACUGGAAAAACCGUACCCCGUCCUAUACCGAAAAGCCACAAGCUCGAAUUGAUUUGCUCCAAACUAUUAUCCAGACCCACAACCCCACCUGGGCUGAUUGCCACCGGUUGCUCAUGUUCCUCUUUCACAGAGAUGAAAGGCGGAGAGUGUUCCUAGCAGCAACUAAGUGGCUAGAGGAACAUGCACCAGCUGAUUAUCAAAACCCCCAAGAGUAUGGAAGGACCCAGUUACCAGGAACCGGCCCCCAGUGGGACCCAAAUGAAAGAGAGGAUAUGCAAAGGCUAAACCGAGACAGGGAAGCUCUCUUGGAAGCAUUCAAGAGGGGAGCUCAGAAGGCCACAAACGUUAACAAGGUCUCUGAAGUCUCUGAGGUCAUUCGGGGAAAAGAAGAAAGACCAGCACAAUUCUUUUUUUUUUUUUUUUUUUUGAGAUGGAGUCUUUCUCUGUCCCCCAGGCUGGAGUGCAGUGGCACGAUCUCGGCUCACUGCAAGCUCCACCUCCCGGGUUCACACCAUUCUCCUGCCUUAGCCUCCCAAGUAGCUGGGACUACAGGCGCCCGCCAACACGCCCAGCUAAUUUUUUUGUGUGUUUUUAGUACAGACGGGGUUUCACCGUGUUAGCCAGGAUGGUCUUGAUCUCCUGACCUUGUGAUCCGCCCACCUCAGCCUCCCAAAGUGCCAGGAUUACAGGCUUGAGCCACCGCUCCCGGCCAAGUCCAGCACAGUUUUAUGAGAGAUUGUGUGAGGCCUAUCGUAUGUAUACUCCCUUUGAUCCCGAUAGCCCUGAAAAUCAGCACAUGCUUCACAUGGCUUGAGUCCAUCAAAGCGCAGAAGACAUGAGAAGAAAACUGCAGAAACAGGCUGUGCUUGCAGGGACGAAUACAUCACAAUUAUUAGAAAGAGCUAAGCAGGUGUUUGUAAACAGGGAUGCAGUAAGCCGUAAGGAACACCGCACAGAGAAUGAACGUCAGGCCCGGCGACACCGACCUGCCUGUUAGCUUCAGGAAUCAGAGGGCUCCCCCCAAAGAGGCAAGGGAAGGGGGGCCCUGGGAAAGAAACUCAGCUUGGCUGUCAGAGUUGGCAGCGUAGCCAGUGUGCUUAUUGUAAAGAAAUACGACAUUGGAGGAACAAAUGCCCUCAAGUUAAAAGAAAACAAGGUGACUCAGAGCAGGAGGCCCCGGACAAGGAGGAAGGGGCCCUGCUCAACCUGGCAGAAGGGUUCUUGGACUGAGGGAGAGUGGGCUCAAGUGUCCCCAAAGAGCCUAUGGUCAGAAUGACAGUCGGGGGUAGAGGCGUUGAUUUUCUUAUAGAUACCGGUGCUGGACAUUCGCUAGUAACCGCCCCGGUCGCCCCCUUCUCCAGAAAGACUAUUGACAUCAUCGGAGCCACGGGGGUUUCAGCAAAGCAAGCUUUCUGCUUGCCUGGGACUUGCACUGUAGGAGGACAUACAGUGACUCAUCAGUUUUUGUCCAUGCCUGACUGUCCCUUGCUCUUGUUGGGGAGGGACUUGCUUAACAAGCUGAGAGCCACUGUCUCUUUGACAGAGCAUGGCUCUUUGCUGCUAAAGCUACCCAGAAUGGGAGUCACUAUGAGCCUUAUGGUCCCCGGAGAGGAGGAAUGGAGACUUUUCUUCACUGAGCCGGGCCAAGAGAGAAGACCAGCUCCGGCUAAGCGGUGGCCAAGAGUAGGGGCGGAAGAUAACCCUCCAGGGUUGAUAUGGGGAGUAAUAUCAUCCUCUCCCCGUUGGGAUAUUCGGAACCAUAUCCCAGGGGGGUGUCCACCCUCUGCGAUAUUGGGAGUAAUGUCAUCCUCUGUUUCCUUGGAUAUUAGACACAAUAUCACAAAAAGGUGUACACCCCCUGUGAUACUGGGAGUAAUAUCAUACUCUCCUUCCCUGGAUAUUAGAAAACAAUAUCAUCAGGGCUGAACACCCCCUGCGAUAAUGGAAGUAAUAUUUUCUUUUCUUCUUCUUUUCUUUUUCUUUUUCUUUCUUUCUUUUCUUUUUUUUGAGACAGAGUUUCACUGUUGUUGCCCAGGCUGGAGUGCGAUGGCACGAUCUCGGCUCACUACAAUCUCUGCCUCCCAUAUUCAGGCAAUUCUCCUGUCUCAGCCUUCUGAGUAGCUGGGAUUACAGGCAUGUGCUACCACGCCCCGUUCAGUUUUCUUUUCUUUUCUUUUUUUUUUUGUAUUUUUAGUAGAGACUUUGUUUCUCCAUACUGGUCAGGCUGGUCUUGAACUCCCGACCUCAGGUGAUCCGCCCGCUUCGGCCUCCUAAAGUGCUGGGAUUACAGGCGUGAGUGACAGUGCCCAUCCACCACUUAGCAUUUUCAUUUUACAUUUGUUGAAGUCACAGAUCUCUACACACAUUGAUUCCUGCUUUAUUCUACACUUACAUAUAAAUAAAAUGGGAAAUAGAAAAGAAUAAAAUGGGCACAGUAUCCCUAAAGUUUCACAUUCCGAGACAUUUUAAAAAUAUUUGCUUUUUUGAAUUUUGUUUCAAUGAAGAAACUGUGGUAUACACACACUAUGCGGUAUUAUCCAGCCUAAAAAGGCAUAAAAUCCUCUCCACUGCAGAAAAAAUGGAUGAGACUGCAGGGUCUGUAUGUUAAGUGAAGUAAGGCAGGCACAGAAUGACAAAUAUUACAUGUCCUCACUUAGAUGUGGGAACAAAAGAAAAUCUUGGCCAGAUGUGGUGGCUCAGGUCUGUCAUCCCAGCACUUUGGGAGGCCAAGGCUGGCGGAUCACGAGGUCAGGAGAUCGAGACCAUCCUGGCUAACACGGUGAAACCCCGUGUUACUAAAAAUACAAAAAAUUAGCUGGGCGUGGUGGCGGGCAGCUGUAGUCCCAGCUACUUGGGAGGCUGAGGCAGGAGAAUGGCGUGAACCUGGGAGGUGGAGCUUGCAGUGAGCCAAGAUCGUGCCACUGCACUCCAGCCUUGGCGACAGAGCAAGACUCCGUCUCAAAAAAAAAAAAAGACAAUGCAAAAAAUUAGCCCACUGUGGUGGCGUGUGCCCAUAGUCCCAGCUACUUGGGAGGCUGAGGCACAAGAAUCGCUUGAACCCGGGAAGCGGAGGUUGCAGUGAGCCCAGAUUGUGCCACUGCACUCCAGCCUGUGCGACAGUGAGACUCCAUGUAAACACAAAACAAAACGAAAUUAAACAAAACCAAAAAACAAAACCAGACAGGCACUUCUGACACAGGCUGCAACAUGGAUGAACCUUGAAGACAUUAUCGUCAGUGAAAUAAAGAAAUCCCAAAAGGAUAAACACGACCAGGCUCAGUGGCUCACACCUGUAACCCCAGCGCUUUGGGAAGCUGAGGCAGGCGGAUCCCUUAAGGUCAGGAGUUCGAGAGCAGCCUGGCCAAUAUGCUGAAAGCUCGUCUCUGUUAAAAACACAAAAAUUAGCUGGGCGUGGGUGCGCAUGCUUGUAAUCCCAGCUACUCGGGAGACUGGGGCACAAGAAUCGCUCGAACCCACGAUGUGGAGGUUACAGUGAGCCGAGAUCACGCCACUGCACUCCAGCCUGGGCGACAGAGAAAGACUCUGUCCCCCCCCCCCAAAAAAACAGGAAAACAAAUUCAACACGGUAUGAUUCCACUUCCAUCAAGUGCCUAGAGUAGUUAAACUCAUAGAGUUGCAAAUCAGAAUGGUGGCCCCCGGGGUGGGCAAGAGAGAGGAAUGGAGAGUUUGGUGAAUGGGUGCCAUUUCCAUUUUGAAAGAAAACUGUUCUGGAGAUGACGGCGGUGAUGGUUGCUAAACAAUGUGAAGGUACUUAAUGUCAUUCAACUGUCAACUGAAAAAUAGUGGAAAUUGUCAAUGUUUAUACCGGCCGUUCUAGAUGCAAUCAUAUCUAUUUACAACUUUUAGUAUUGAUACGUGGUAUAUUUUCCCAUAAUAACAGAUGAAAAUGAAAGCAGUUGGAUCUUUAGAAAGAAAAGAAAGAAGCGAAGAAUACACGAAAGCUUCCUCCUGAUUACAGGAAGAGCCCCAAAGCUUCUACGGACACUCCCUUUUCUCUUCUUCUUCCUGCAGUCUUAUGAGAAAAUCUUUAGAGAUUGGGGAGCUUGGGCGACUUUGGCUAAUGAGGAGCUCUGUGCCUUGAGCCCCCCAGGCCAAAGAAUAGUCAAUACUCAGUCUGUGCCUCCAGCCCUGCAGUCUGAGCUUCCAGUCCUGGGGGCUUCACACCCGUCACCUGUAUCAGGAGGCUCAUGUCUCACCCUGUCUUCUUGCCAGCCUUGAGGACGGAGUCUGAGCCUCCAUCGUGCACCACGCAGGGAGGACCGUGGACCUGUUCUCCGCGGUCAUGGCCCGGCAGGGGGGAAGGGCAGUUCAGCUGAGGGACGUUCGGGAGCCUCGCUUUGUUUCCUCAUCCUCAGGACAAACAGGACAGUGCGGUGGGCAGAUGGGAGGAGACCAAGGUGCAACCUGUCAGCUCAGCAGACUGUGGAGUUUCUGUUCUUGCUUGUGGUGAGGGGGCCUCAGAAAUCUUAUUCAAACUUUUGCCUUCCUCCCCCACUGAGUUGUCCUUUUCAUAGACACCUCACCCAAGAUAGCAGGGAAUGAGUCCCUCUAAAUUAUUCCCUAAGAACAGCAAAGAUGAUGAAGGUGAUGAUGAGGAUAAAGAGGAUGAAGACAGACACCAGGGCAUCAUGAACCCUCACUGAGGGCUUCCUAAAGGCCAGGCUCUGAGCUCUGUGCUCUAUGCAGCUUGUUUCAUUUCAUCUGCAUAGUUUCCCAGUUACGAGUGCACAUUUCAUGAUGAUUUUACAGACUAGAGAAGGAGCAACGCAUUUUCAUAGGACUUGUACCAGAUCACGAAGUCAAAAAGGGUGAAGUCCAAUUUGAACCAGGCAGUCUAAGUCCGGACACAUGGCAUUUGGCCAAUCCUCUCCCUGCAUCCAACCUGCCCUCUCAAAUCCUUGUCACUCAGGCCGAUGCCCCUGCUCACUGUGCCCUUCCCUUUGGGGUUCCUUGUAGACCACAGCUAGACCAGUGGGUGCCACAAUCACUGUGUCAAGUAGAGAAAGGGCAGCUGAGAUCACAUCAAAGAUUCCAGAAAGAACGGGGACAGGAUCAUUCGGGACGCAUCUCUCCCUUGCCCCUGUUCCUGGCUCUCCUUACAGCUCUCGACUGCCUCAAAGGAGUCAUCGAUUCAGAGUUUGGCUUCCAUUCCUACUGAGGAAGCUGGAAAGCGUUUCAAAAAAUGCUCCUCAGACGUGCCCGUGGUUAAGACCUCUAAGCUCUGCUUACAACUUUUGGAAGCUGGGCACGGUGGCUCAUGCCUCUAAUCCCAGCACUUUGGGAGGCUGAGGCAGGCAAAUCACAAGGUCAGGUGUUUGAGACCAGCCUGGGCAACACGGGGAAACCCCGUCUCUACUAAAAAUAGAAAAAAAGGAGCCAGGCGUAGUGGCGGGCGCCUGUCCUCUCAGCUGCUCGGCAGGCUGAGGCAGGAGAAUAGCUUGAACCUGGGAUGCGGAGGCUGCAGUGAGCCGAGAUCACUCCACUGCACUCCAGCCUGGGCCACAGAACGAGACUCCAUCUCAAAAAGCAAAACGCAAACCACAACUUUUUGAGAGUUGGAAGACCAUGAAGUAGAGUACCCGGGACUUAGAGUCUGGCCAUGAAUUUGGAAUACCACCCUUUCUACUUCUGUGUAUGGCAGGCGGUGAGAUGUCCAUCCUCUGAGACUCAGCACUCUAAUCUGAGCUGAUUUCUAGGUGAUCUAAUGGAAGCGAGCGAUGAUGAAACCGAUUGUGGGUGCCCGCUGCGUGAUCUCUCUGUGAUGGAUGUGGAAAGUCAAGGCCAAGUGAAUCUCCCAUACAUUCGUUACUAUUUUAAGCUUCAACUCCAUAUAGUUCAAUGGAAAUAUCCCCUGACCUGAAGUUCCGGUUUCCCUGCAUUCCAGACAGGACAUUUUCUUUUGUCCUUAUCUCAGUAAGUACUGAGUAUUGUGAGAGGAACAAGUGAGUCUCUGUUGUUUCUGAUUCUCCAGAGCCUGUAUCUUGCUUGGCACAGAAGAGGUAGCAAAAGUCAAAAUCUAUGUUAAUUCUUGAAUUGACACUUCCUUGGUUCACAACAAUUGGCUGUCAUCAGUGUGACUUCAACUUACUUGAUUCUUUUUGUUUUUUGUUUUUUGAAACGGAAUUUUGCUCCCGUUGCCCAGGCUGGAGUGCAGUGGUGUGAUCUCGGCUCACCGUAGCCUCUGCCUCCCAGGUUCAAGCCAGUCUCCUGCCUCAGCCUUACGAGUAGUUGGGGCUACAGGCACCCGCCGCCAUACCGGGAGAAGUUUUUGUAUUUUUAGUAGAGGCAGGGUUUCACCAUGUUGGCCAGCAUGGUCUUGAUCCCCUGACCCCGUGAUCCGCCCUCCUCGGCCUUCCAAAGUGCUAGGAUUACAGGCGUGAGCCACCGUGUCUGGCCGAACUUUCUGAUGAAAACUCUAAGUCCACCUAAGCUAAGGAUAGGAGUUGUAGCUGACGUGAAUUUUCAAAGAAGACCCACCGAUUUGAGGAAGCAAUUACUAUUCCUGCUGAAGGUGAAAAGUCAGAAAACGGAACGAUGACAUCACUAGGACCUAACUGGCUUGUGGAACCAGUUUCUGCUUAGGAACUAUCAACUUUCAUUUCAUUUCCAGCUGACAUGGUCUCAGCUCUUGUUGCCCAGGCUGGAGUGCAAUGGCUCGAUCUCGGCUCACCGCAACCUCCGCCUCCCAGGUUCAAGCAAUUCUCCUGCCUCAGCCUCCCGAGUAGCUGAGAUUACAGGCAUGCACCACUACGCCCGGCUAAUUUUGUAUUUUUAGUAGAGACGGGGUUUCCCCAUGUUGAGGCUGGUCUCGAACUCCUGACCUCAAGUGAUCCGCCCGCCUCAGCCUCCCAAAGUGCUGGGAUUACAGGCGUGAGCCACCGCGCCCCGCCUGGUCUCAGCUGCUAUACAGUGUUUAUAAAUGUUCUAAAUCAAGGGAAUUUGUAUCAAUCUAGUAGAAUAAAAUAAAAUAAAAUAUUUGAGUUCUUAAUUUCCUUUAA